This is a messenger RNA of Gavia stellata (red-throated loon), 1563 nucleotides long. It is a transcript of the gene SAMD3, whose product is annotated as sterile alpha motif domain containing 3. Gene Ontology annotation, molecular function: protein binding. NCBI's taxonomy places the organism in Eukaryota, Metazoa, Chordata, Aves, Gaviiformes, Gaviidae. The record is from RefSeq and is a predicted model, not a curated record. The coding region runs from base 1 to 1563 and encodes 520 amino acids. The transcript is spliced from 10 exons.
AUGGAAAAUUGGUCGGUUGAUCAAGUCUGCAACUGGUUGAGACAAAGAAAUUUAGGAGAACUAGUUCCUAAGUUUCGUGAAGAAGAAGUAAGUGGAGCAGCUCUUCUGGCUCUUAAUGAUCGUAUGGUGCAGCAGCUGGUGAAGAAGAUUGGGCACCAGGCAGUGCUGAUGGACCUGAUUAAUAAAUACCAGCAACAAAAAAACGGGCUAGAAUCCCUUACCUACUGUUGUGAAAAAGCUUCUCCAAAAUUCCCAGAAGUAGCCAGUGGGGCUACUGACAGACAAAUGUUACAUUCUUCUGGUCCUGUGGAGCAGAAAAAAUAUCUGUGCUCAACUGAAAAUGAAGAAGGACUAAUUGAUCACAGAGUGCUAAAGCAAAAAAAAAAUCUGAAAUCAUUUUUUGCAAGAUACAAGACGUUGCAGUGGACAAGUUCUUAUGCUUUGCCAGACUUCCCUUACGAUGUCAAGUGCAUAUUGGCAGAAAAAAAAUGCCCUGAUCACAGUAUGAGAAUAAGGAUUAUUGAAUUUUUACAAGCAGACAUGACAAAAUACCUAGAAGGAUCACUGUAUCCGAACAGUCAGCAAUAUAACAUUGUUGUCAAUGCUCUGCUGCAGGCAUACCCGUUCCUUGAUGAAGAUGGGAAUGGCUUUUUGCUAUGGAAACGGGCCCUUAAAGAUCGUUUCAAAUACGUGCGGAGACCCAUUGAAGAUGAUGAGCAAGUCCUGAGGAACAAAUGCAAGUUUGGCCACAGGCGAGGACAGAGCAGGAAAUCUUCAUUUGCUGAAAACAAACCUGAUGAUGUCCAGGUGCAGGUAGAGGAAGAACCUGUUCAUCUUGAAGGCAGUGCAAUGGAUGUACACAUUAAGUGGCUUAAGCAAGAAUAUAUGAAAACUCAGAGGAACUGGAAAGAAGUGGAUAACAGAAUGAAUGUGACAAUAGAAAUACGGAGGAAGAUGAUCAGUGAUAAGGCACCUCUAAAAGACAUUCUUAGACUAUUUCCUUUCUUAAGAUGCCCUUAUCAGAUUUUUAGGGAGUUCCAGCUUCUCACACACAUGGACAUUUAUAAGAAAACAGUUGAGAUUUUGGAGAUUUAUUCAGAAAACAUAUUAUCUUUGUAUGUGGUGAGGAAUAAUCCAAUUAACAUUAUGCUGCAAGAAAAUCUGAAGCGGCACACAGAGGAAGAUAUUCUGAAAUAUAUGAAAAUGACUGCUGCAUGUCUACUCCUGCCAGAUGUCUUUGGAGACGAUUCCAGUCUGUUUGCUGCAGUGAACGAGGAGGUGAAGGUGGUGACACCAGUGUUGGAAGUAAAAAAUCCGUUCAAUGUGAAUGCAUGUGAAUUUGCGCUGUACGUGGAAAGAGAAGAGCUAGCCCAGCUCGAUGACUGCACCAUGGCCCUGGCUGCACUGGUGGCUGCAUUUCACGUGUUUGAUAUCCCGUGCCCAAAGAGAAUCCACAGGACGCUGAACUUCCUGGAGUCCCUGGUCUUUGAGGUGAGGAGCCCAGCAUCCCUGCUCACCCAGGUAAAGAGAGGGCUGGAGGUACUAGAGUAUCCCAGUAUCUGA